Molecule: messenger RNA, 1655 nt
Organism: Blastomyces dermatitidis ER-3
Lineage: Eukaryota; Fungi; Ascomycota; Eurotiomycetes; Onygenales; Ajellomycetaceae
Product: oxidoreductase
Exons: 5
Coding region: 194-1147 (317 amino acids)
Molecular function (GO): oxidoreductase activity
Source: RefSeq, a predicted model, not a curated record
CAGCAGAUGAUAGCUUUCGGGGCAUUAGUAUUGAGGCAAGGUAUGGCCCGUAUCAUGAAUUAAUAAUAUCAACUUGUUUUCACUUUGAACUAGCUUAAUUGAUGGACUAAGACAAAAUACAACGGGCCGUUAGCUCUCCAUAUCUUUCUCGUCCAUCCUUCCUCGGGCGUUUUCUGUAAUUCAUCAAAUAACCAUGGCAACUAUCAAACCAGUGGCAUUGGUGAUUGGAGCGUCUCGCGGGAUUGGACGUCAAAUUGCUAUAGACCUGGCAAAGGACGGUUAUGCUGUGGUUGUAUCCGCAAAAACAACUUCGGACGCCAGCAAAACCACCCCUUUCCCGCCCGAUCCCAACUCCCCACAAUCGACCAUCAACACCGUAGAGCGGGAGAUCCGGGAAGCGGGCGGUGAAGCCAUCGCACUGGCAGUGGACACCAGAGACGUCGACGCCAUCAAACGUCUCGUCAAACAGACUGUUGAUACCUACGGUAAACUGGAUGUCCUGGUUUACAACUCCGGGGCCAUCUGGUGGUCAUCUGUUGAGAAUACGCCUGUCAAACGGUUCCAGCUGAUGCAACAAGUUAACCCUGAAGGACUGUACGCUAGUGUGCAGGCGGCAUUACCUUAUUUUGGGAAGAAUGGGUGGAAGGGUAGGAUUGUUGUUGUGUCGCCUCCGAUUUAUUCGAGGUUUUUCAGAGGGAAGACGGCGUAUGCCAUGGGCAAGGUCGGAAUGAGCGUCCUAACCAAGGGGCUGGCGAUGGAUUUCGUUCGCCAGGGGCGGAAGGAUAUGGCCAUUACCAGUAUAUGGCCUGCUGUAUCCAUCGAAUCCGCUGCAACCAAAAGAUCGACAGACAAGGAGCCCUCACUCGCAAAAGAUUUGCGAAAACCCUCAAUAUUCUCGGCCGCUAUCCUCGGCAUACUCCAUGCCCCUACAUCCGCGGUAAACGGCCUCCUAACUCUAGACGAAGACUUCCUUCGGGAAUACUGCAACGUAUCGGAUUUCUCUGAAUAUGACGUCGUGCCAGGUUCGAAUCCAAGGCGAAUCAUGCCCGCAAAAUUACCUGUUCUGGAAGUUGCGGAGCAGGACGAUGAGGGCCGGAGAGUUGAUAGUACGGCUCUGAGAAUUGCGGAAGGGAAGUCGAGGCUGUGAUUUGAUUUGUUUGAAUUUGUGGCUUAUGACAGAGCUAUCUAUCUGUAUAAUCAUUCUUGCCCUUUUAACCAGCCAAUUUUCCCUCCGGAGGAGGUGGUAGUUGGGUGGUGAUUAGUUGGACUAUGGUUAUCAGCAUGGAGACCUAAUAUGUGCAACUGGUGGGUAAGAAGAUAAAUCAGUCGAGUUUGUGGCGCUCGUCAUUGCCACGGACGUACGUGUACCUCCCUGGCGUUUUGCAGCUGUUCUCCGGUUGGGGGGGAAAUCGAUAGAACCCAUGGAAUACAAAUUUUGCUCAAAGGAAUAUGAUUUCAUUAAUUUCUUAUGGCAAUCAUGCAGCCCCUGCGCGCAGAUGCUAAUUAAUGAUCCAACGUAUUGUCAUCAGAAACAGAAGUUGUCAUAGGACUGAGCUGGAACAUGGCGUAUGUAUCCGUCCCAGUUACCUCUCUAUCCUCCCUAUCACUAUUUGGUUUUCCCACUUUCAGUGCAACGGAAUCCAACACUCUGUCAA